Molecule: messenger RNA, 16643 nt
Organism: Dermacentor andersoni
Lineage: Eukaryota; Metazoa; Arthropoda; Arachnida; Ixodida; Ixodidae
Product: cationic amino acid transporter 2-like
Biological process (GO): amino acid transport
Cellular component (GO): plasma membrane
Molecular function (GO): amino acid transmembrane transporter activity
Source: RefSeq, a predicted model, not a curated record
CAACAACACAGCUACGUGCCGAACGCGAAAUAAUAAUUUUGCUGAGUAAUGUUCUGUCAGAGAUGCAUAAGCGUGUAGCAUUGAUCAACCUGACCAACCUCGCGCUCAUCAUGAUCGGUGAAAUCUAGUACGAGCCAAGCCACCCUCAAGCCAGAUCGGUGCGUUGUUGCGUCUCUUGUUACGUUGUAUAAAUAAAUGAGACCUCAUAAGCGAUCGCAGUAGAGGGCUGUGAAGACCUUGUGUCCUUAUAAUUCCCCUUAUAGGGCAGAACGAACUUGCAAGAACGGCUUUAGCUUCACAUGAUUCUGUGCUGCAAGAUAGCGUACUGUGAACGCAGCCGGUUGUGAUCGCGUGUCAGUGCCCUCACUAUGUCUGUCGCUUUUAUUCAAUUUUCAUUGUACCUCCCUCUGGUCCAUUACCUAGGGUAAGGUAAGAAAAUGCAUUUUCUGUUUUAGUUUAGUUAGCCUUCGUGUCUUUUUUUCUUUUUCUGCCUCCUGGCCGAGUGGAGCGUUACUGACAUCUAUGAGAGUGAAGGAAACAGGGAAGCCUUAGCUUAGAGGCUUCCGUUACUGUGAUAGCGUCCUCGUUUACCUGCAAUGUUCUUUUUUUUUACACAUUCUGCUAAAUCACAUAUUUUCCCAGCUAAAUCCGCUAUUGGGCAAUUGACUGGAACUCCUCGACUGUGAUAUAAGGCAAUCGGUGCAGCAGUGACACAACAAUAGAACUUCUUAUAACCUCCGUAGUUUUUCUGACUACCUUCGCAAACUACUUUCUAACCCUAUGCCAGUAUUUAUGUUUAGGAAAAUGUACACAUUCGACGAUGUGUAGUUCUACACCGCUCAAAAUCCUGUAAUCCUGAUGCCUAUUUUUGCAACAUGAGAGAAAACGUAACCCUUCAUUGCUAUAUCAAAAAUGAAACAAAAGGCAGCCGAUUGGUACCGGCAACCAUCGGCUAAAACAUUUUGUUUCUUAGCAUUUGGGCGGGUAGAGUGUUUUUUUUCUUUUUGACCAUAGCAUUUAUGCAGAAGCAUGAUGGGCAUUCACGACGCCACCGGCGCCACCGUAGUUUGCAAAGAGCUUCGUGAGCGCUGUGUUCCAGCCGCUUCGUUCGCAUUGAAGCGACAUGCAGCACGAAGGCCGAGUAGCUCGCUGCUGCGGGCUCUGUCUCGAAAGCGAUCGUGUUACCGAGACGGACGGUUUUUCUCGUAAGCACAGAAACGCUUACACGUUUAAAAUCAAUCGAUAGUGCAGCGCAUUCUUGCGUCGACUUUCUGCACGGCCCGUUCUUACGCGCUGUUUGCGAACGUAACGAUACGACGCACCACGCUGUGCUCGCGAGAUAAAUAAUCGCAUUGGAUUACAAUGCUACUUUUCGUCGGUAUGUAUAUGUGUACAUAUAUAGAUAUAUAAAAGCAAGGCCGUGUUAUUCAAUUCAAGUGGGCGGAGCAAUCGAGGCACGACGUCGACGUAACGUGAGACGAUAAUACAAGUAAAUUCGAACGGAAACGCUUCACGAAUAAACAGACAGGUUCUAAUGUCACGAAAGGCUGCUUCGCUUUUGAAGCCUGGGACUACAUUAUACGAACACCAGAGAAACUGUCGACAUAUUCAAGCCAGCAUGCGGUAUUUCAUCGAGCCAAAAAACAACCAAGCUUAUGCUGCACUAAAGAAAGAAAAAUAACGCGAACAAUAACACCACGAUGCGAAUGCUGGGAGAACUUUAGUACCAGGCCGCGUCUUAGAACCUUGCACGGCAGGUAUCGAACAUUUCCUCUCUCCAUCUGUUCUCGGCGCUUGGAGCUGCCAUGAUGGAAGGGGGGGAAAAAUGACACAGUUCUCUGACGCGCGCUCAACCAUUCGCGUAGCGCGUCUUAUACAACGAAAGCGUUUUACACUCGAUCGACAGAUGGCGGCACCAGGCUCGGUGAACUCUACCACUCUACGGGGAAUCCCGGUAAGCGCGAAGCUACAAACGAGGCGCUUCAACUGCUCUCUGCAUUUUAUCUUUUUUUUUUCUUCGAUCAAAGCGGCUUCCAACGAGACUAGGCCAGGGCUUGCACACAAGAACAAAAAUGAGAAACUCUAAUUCCGAAACGGGUAUGAAAAAAUAAUGGCAAAAAAUAAAGAAUGACAGAAAUAUGUAAAGAAAACAGCGACGUGUAUGUAUCGAUCUACGCUCGCCAGCGCGAGCCCGAGCUCUCUCACUUGCUCUCUCUCUUUCGUUCCUCGCUCUGAAGAGAGAGGCAAGUCACGUGCCCCGGUGCGGAAGCACGAUUGGAUGGCGCCGGAAGCAGACGAAAAAUUUCCCCUCGACUGGCAGACGACGCACCAAAUCAAGAUGGCCGCCACCGCCACUGCCGCCGCAGGAGCCGCAGACGCAGCUGCUCCGCCAGCAGCGAUGAUAGUUCGCUCCGGACACAACAUGAACUCGCGCUUUCUUCGGCUCGCGUCACCAGCGCGCUGCGCUCUGCCUCGCUAACGUAAUAGCAGCACUUUCCAGCGUGCGCUCGCAGAAGAAGUUCGGUUGCGUGUUUGUGCGUGUUUCUAGCAUGUCUUAGGCAAAACAGAGAUACGCGCCGACGAAGCGAUCCGCGGAACCCGAGCAAUGGCACGUCGUCGGAACAGGGAGAUCCUGUGGUCGCUGAUGACCCGGAUAAAGUCGCCGCACAGUUUUCAGGUGCGUCGCUUUUCCUCGGGAACCGAAAACGGUUCGGCCGGAGUGAAAUCCAAAGCCUCCUCCAAGAAGUCGAGCGAAAAGUCGUCAUCAUCGUCCAACGCGUCGUCGUCCAAGUCUCCGUCCCGGGCUCGUUUGUGCCUCAUAGUGUCGGCGAUUGCGCCGGGAUUGACGUUCGGUGUCUUCGUCGUCGUGGGCAACGCCGCGGCCGUAGUGUCCGCGGGUGCAGUGGUACCUUCCCUGCUCGUGGCUGCCGUGGCAUCAUUAUUGGCCGGUCUGUGCCUGAUCGAGCUGGUCACGUGGCAGCGUCCCUGCCCGGACUCGUUGUACGCCUGUCUCUACCGGUGGGCGGGAGAAGCGGCGGCCUUUGCGGCCGGCUGGCUGUCCCUCCUGCACCAGGGGGCCGCCAUCGCUUGCGUGGCUCGUCUACAGAGCAGCGCCAUCGACGCACUCAGCGGUGGCGCCCUCGCCAGGGCCUGGCAGGCCCUCGGCUCGUACGACCCCGUAGCACUGGCGCUAGGCUUGGUUGCUGCCUCCGUGGCCGCCGCACCCCGACUGCUGUCCUCCUCACGUGAACCAACGUGGCUUGGCAUGGCGCUCAUCGCACUGUCAUUGCUGUCGGCGCUCUUCUUCGUCGCCAUGGGAUCCGUGGGCGCCACCGCCGCUCCGGGCAACUCCUGGAGCUUCGCCAUGCUCAUGCUCAGCGACAGUGCGCCCACGGGGCUCCUGUCCGGUGCGGCACUCUGCACGUACGCCUUCAUCGGUCCGCACACGGCGCUGCGGCGCGCCCCCGACAGCCCUCAGCCGUGGCGGGACCUCCCCCUGGCGCUGGGCCUCAGCACGGCGCUCACGUUUCUGCUCACAUUCUCCAUGGCCGUCGUGGUGACCAUCCAGGCCCGGCACGACACGGCCCGCCCGCUGGCCGCCAUGCUGGCCUCGUGCUCGGCCGAGUGGGCCGGCACCGCCAUGAGCGCGGCGUCGCUCCUGGCCCUGGUGGGACUCGCCCUAUACGGCCUACUUCCAUUGGGCGGCGCCGUGCGCUCGCUGGCCGCCGACGGACUGCUCUUCCGCGGCCUGGCCAAGACGUCGAACGCGGGCCGACCGGUGGGCUCAAUCCUGGCCGCCGGAGCGCUGGCCGCCGGGGCGGCGCUGGUGGCGCCCGUGCCCAGGCUCCUGGGUCUCAUGGCCGUCGGGCCGCUGGCCCUGAACGCGGCCGUGUGCGUGGCCUUGCUUCUGGCCCGCUACCACCCGGCCAGCCGGACUGCCUACGACCUGAUCGGCGACGAGUCGCCGCCGGCCAAGGAAGGUUCCGCCGCCGGCAACGGCGGUGGCAGCUCGCUACCGGCGUCGUCGACGACUUCCCCGAGCUCCUCGGCUUGCUCGUCUUCGUCCGAGGACGAGGAGGACAUCGACGCCCUGGUGCGCGAGUACCGCGAGCGACUACGCGUGGCGGCGCUGACCGACGGACUCCUGGCCGGAAACGGUGGCAACUCGCUGCGCGAGCCCACGUCGGCGACAGCGCGCCGCGCGGACCUGGCCGUCUCGGGCGUCGUCGCGGCACUCGUGGUCCUCUCGGUGGCCAUGGAGGUCGGAUCGAGACUCGAGGGUCGAACGGCCUCCGUCUGCGCGGUUAUAUCGACGCUGUGCGCGGUCGCGGUGGCCGCUCUACUGGUGCUGCUGUCGCGGCAGCCGCAGGUCCAGCUCGGUCCCAGCUUGUUGCACGCGGGAGCGGCGUUCCGCGUGCCCAUGGUGCCCUGGCUGCCCUGCAUCGGGGCCUUUCUCAACGUCUGCCUCUUGGUCGAUCUGCUCGUCUCGGCCUGGCUCGUGUUCGUUUGCUGGCUGGCCAUAGGCGUGGCCCUGUACCUGCUGUACGGCAUCCACAGUUCGACGGCCGCCUCGGAGAUCCCGCUGCCGACAGCGGCCGCGGCCGGUUCUCCCCGGCAGCCGUCGCCCAAGAUCUCGCUGCAGCCGCUGGCGCUGCAGCCGCACAGCAUCGUGUCCCACAUCGUGCCCUCGCACCGGAGUCACCCGGGCAGCCAGCGGAGGCUCGCCGAGCUCGACACGGUCUUCAUCCAGCACUGAUCUCGGCGAGGCCGCCGCGCAUCCGCCUCGAAAAGAGCACAAAACAAACCGACCUGCUGUGUCACCGGGAGAGAACCAAGGCGGUCUCCCUCCCUCUCCCCCGGAGCCCCGGCAAACGUCCUCCGGCGAAAGAAACGGUCUGCGCGAUUCGGACAUGGGCCGCGCCACCUGCGGUCCCGCCGAAGGGGCCGCGACGGCCCGGGACCCGCUGAGCCAGCGCUCCCCGGCGACCCCCACGACUGCCGCCGCCGACCAGCAAUAACCGAGGGAAGCCCGGGGGGAACGAAAACGAAAGAGGGGCCGAGCUUUCGUCCCCGUUUCUUCCUGUCGCGACAGCGCCGUCCGAAUAGUAUAUAUAUAUCUAUCUCAGUUGUGCUCUGGAACGACGACGUUAUAGGGACGCAUGCAGCUGCGUCGCCAUCACUACAUGUUAUAGACUGUUCGCGUUGUCCCGUCCCUGACACACACACACACACACACACACACACACGACGAGAGGUCCUUACUACAGUUUGACAUACAGGCAGAAAAGUCGAUGUAAGCAGGAGAUGACAAAAGAAGGGGACGUGUCUCAGCGAAGGACAAAGUUCGGUGACUUCUGAUAAAUGUCGGAACUGUUUCUAUAGCUGCUGCGUUUGAAGUGCGUUCCAGAAAUGGGUCAAACAAACAAAAGAAAAAAGAGCGCCCUGCUCUGAUUGUUAUGAGAUGGUCAUGCUGUGAAAGACAGAGAAAAAAAAGCGAAUGUGCAUAUACGAUUACGUGUUCUGUUCAUUUUUUUUUUUUUGAAUGGAAAUACGCUAUGGUUUAGUUCAGCAACCGCCCUUGAGCUCUCUUUCUCUUGCGCUCCCGUGUUUCGUCUGGAACGAACUUGCCGAGUAUCGCACCUCUAUAUAGCGAAAGGCGCCGCGAACGUCUUCAUAAUUAAUGCCAGCGUUAUGCCUCCUGUCGAGUGGGGUCAUUUACGAUAUACUUCCCUCCCGAGUUGAACUCAAACAUUUAACUAACAGUACAUGGCACAGUGUUUGAAAUGCGUAGACACUAAAAGUUAAAUAUCUCGUCAGGAGUGGCUGGUCGGUACGGCGUAGACGAGCUCGUUCCGCGUUCUGCUCGCAGCGUUGCUGAUCGAAAGCUGCCUGCUCCUCAGAAGUACGUAGGACACGUGACCUGCCCAUUACGGAGCCGGAGAGAAACUGCUGCGCGCGCGCUUGGCUGCGACGGAGAGCAACGACGUCACUACUGGCGCAGCCAAUCGCGCGUCUCUCUCGCUCCUUCUUUUUUUUCUUCGCGCAUGUACAUGGGGGUUGCGCCAGAGGAGUUUUCGGCGUACAGGCGACAGACAGAGGGACGAAUCGGCUAGCCAUAUACAACUUCGCUGUAAAAAGAAAAUAUGAGGUAAAUUUGCGUGCCAUAAAACCACGCUCUUGUUUACGCCGCACGACGUAGUUGGGGAUGAAGUUUCUUUAGCGCGCACUAAAAUCUAAGUAUACGAACGUUCUUGCAUUUCACCCUCAUCCAAAUGCGGCCACCGAGGCCCACAUCGAAUCGAACCCGCGACCUCAGCCGAGCAGCACAAUGCCAUAUAUCCGCUGGGCUUACUGCGGCGGACGCAUAAUUUGACUCUUGGUGUACACAAAAACAAGACGCAUUUCUGAGCAAAACAAAUGUGGAUGUCCGUGCAUUGCAAAAAAAAAAAAAUAUAUAAGAAAAAGGACAGUGAAGUGUGCGAGUUGUAAUCUCAGCGUGAACGCUUUCAGAACUUGUCAAGCCUGCACAAAAAUGCUAUUUCAUUUGCCUUACUUCAUUUGCUGCUUCUACAACCAAGGGAAAGUCCUGUCGCUUCGCGAGCUAACGCCGCAAAGCGACAAUCGCUGUCGAUCGACCAAACCGCUGGGGGUCUGCGCCGUUGUGACUCUGGCGGCUGGCUACGCAGUGCGGAGUUAAUUUUCACUUCCAUUUUUUUUCUCCUGUUCAUUCGCGAGAAAAGAACGAAGGUACUCAAUUUUCUACCGAAAUCUUAUUCGCGCCUCUGUAGAUCGUCCCAGUCGCGUAUACAGGAAACUUCCCACCGCCCGGCGAAACGAUUUGCUCCCAAAAAAGCCGACAAUGUUCGUUUCCAGGAAUGUGCGAACUCUUUCUUUUUUUUUUAAUCUUUUAGUCUUAUUUUCGGCAACCCAUGAAAGCGACGGCAAUUUGCUUCUUCUUUCACUUUCGCGAGGCUUACUUUACUGUAUUGCACAUUCCUUUAGUUCACUUACGAUCGGUUUCUCUUGUAAUUUCAUUUAUCCUUUCUUUUUUUUCUCUUACUACCUCCCUGGUGCCAAGCAAAGGGAUGCGCAGUCGAGGACGGCAGGAAAUUAGGCUGGGCGAUGAAAUUAGCAAAUUUGCAGACGCAAGUUGGAAUCAACUAUAGCGCAAGACAGGUAAAUGGAGAUCGCCGGGAGGGGCCUUCGUCCUGCAGUGGACAUAAAGAUAGGCUGGUGAUGAUGAUGACCACCACCCGACUGCUUGGUCUAACCCUUAUGGUGUGUGGGUUUAUGCCACAUUGGCGGGAAACCAUCAUCAUCGAUAACAAAUCUGCAAGCGUCGCUGUCGAUUUACGUGAUCGCUUCAAGGCGACAAAACGAUCUCCCGCAUGCGAAAAGAAUCGAAAGAGAGAGAGAGAGAAAGAAAGAAAGAAAGAAUCGACGCAGCCUCUCCCCGCGUUGUACGCGUCGUAUUCAACACAGAGCGCGCAGAAUCCGAAUCUGGAUGAAAAGUCGGAGGCGCGCGAUCCCUCUGUUUUCACAAAAGCCAACGCGAAUCGAAUCGCGUUAAUGACAUCGUUCCCUUUCUUUCUUUUUUUUUUUUCAGGGCGAGAACAGUUCAUUUUUCCUCAUCUCCCAGUUCUCUAAAUUAGGCGCGUUAUUAAAUCAGUUUGACCGACAAAGCCACGGCGAAGACGAUGCGUUUCCUUCUUUUUCCUUUAUUUUUUUCGCUACAUCGCACGAUAUCCCCGCGGGCUGUGCAGUAUGCAGGCGACAGUCGAAUACAUUCGAAAAGCAAACGACGUCCACGCACGGGAACACCGCUCCGUUGUGCGCGAAAUCGAACUUACCGGCCGCUCGCUCGCUUGCUGGCCCGAGCAUCCGUUGAGGGUGCGGUCUGUAUAGAAUACUUCUUUGAUCGGUUACACCUUAGCACAAGAGACCGACCGGUAGGAAAGACACCGCGGUGUCCAAGCCAAACAAAAGACCGUCGCCACUUUCAACCCACUCUCUCUCUCUCCUUUCUCCUCAUCCCUAAUCUCCCUCACUCUUUCUCUCCCUCUCCUCUCUGUGUUCUCUACACGCACUUCCAUUCUUUAUCCUUCCUCUCUUUGACCGCCCAAAGCGAUGUACCCCCGGGUCGAUUUCGGGUUAAAGCCAUUCCGAAAUGCGGCCCCGAGCUCCGGCCUAUGUGUACUGCAGAUUUCUUGUUGUAUUAUUAAUAUUAUAUCCGUUUAAGAGGUACUAUAAAGAAAACCGUCCGAGUCAGUUCAGACAGCAGAGUAUUAUUUCAAAAGUUAUAUUUGUACAUCUAUGGAGAGAAAAGCUCGAUUUUAGUGAAGCGAGUCAAUCGAUCACUCGGACGGCUGCAUUUUUUUAUUGGGCAGAAAAACAAGUACAUCCAUAAAUUUAAACGAAGAGGAGGUCCCAGACCAGAAAACAAGACUGCAAGAAACCUGUUUGGAAUUUAUAUGUAAGCAAUAAAAGCGUGGAAGACAGCGUAAGUGCGAUCAGAAAUUACAAAAGCUCAAGUAAUUAGAAAAGAGAGAAUUUAUUCAAUACUAAACAAUAAACACAUGAUGGAACUUGCAAGCAUUAUAUGUAUAUGACAAGAAAUAAUGGCAUUUUUUUUAAUCGAUAGUGUAAAGUUCCUAUCGUGAUGGUAUAGCUUGGUGAUACCACAAUGACGAUGCGGUAAAGUAACCAGUACGCCUUCCUGAAUUUCAACGUAUCACAGGCAGCAAUAAAUUUAUUUCAGAAAUGAAGGCCAAAAUUUCGCCUUUAUUACCUCGCCUAAACUGUAGCUCCCGUGACGUCAUACGUUUCGCUUUUUUUUUUUUUUUUGCGUAUUCGGGUCAUUUUCUGUGCCAGGUCAAGUUGCCGUGGUGAGCAGCCUUCGCUAUAUUUAGAACGUCAAUGCAAUCCUUGUCUGCUGACAAAGGAUUUCGUGGCGCUCAGCGGUCGCGCUUUGGAAAUUCAUGACGUCACCACAGAGACAGUGCGGCAAUGUCACGGUGGCGUCGCCACCUGUCUAUUUCUUGAUCGCAUCCUAACGGGGUUAUAAAGCUUCUCCUGACGAAAAUACUAUUUGAGAUAGUUAGCGUAAUCUACCAAUCUAACUUCACCUAUUAACGGCACCUUGUCCCGUUUCCUUAGGGUGGGCAUUCGCUCCUGCGGGGAAACGCCUGCCAUGGCUCUUCUCCGGCACGUCCAUAUAGAAAUCCUUUCAAAUUUUACAGAAAAAUGAAUAAGACUCGAAACAAAAUCGUUUCCGCAGUUCAGUAUUCGUGCAGCUGAGAGCUUCGCGAUCUUGUUCGUUUACCACUUCCUGCUUUUUUUUUUCCUUUUUUUUUCCGGGCACGAUUUCCCGAAUUUUCGAGCCCUCGCUCGAUCUAUAGAUUCGCGCGCGCGAGUCGUUUUUCAUUCUCGGAACGAUCCUGUGACACGGUACGAAGUAGGAGAGAAAGAAAGAAGAGAAAAAGGUUACGUUUCUUCGCAGAUUUUACAACCCACCUAGCAAUGUAGCAGUUCAUUUGUCUUCUCCACACGGAUACACUACUGCGCCGUAGCGACACAGCUAGGACUAUAUGCUCCCUCUCGCCAGUUCUGUGCAGUACACAGCGAAACCCUGUCGAAGUAUCCCAUAUGCCCCGCAACUAUCAGGUCCAAUGAACCCCCGUAUGUGCGUGGCAUCCGCACGUGUAUGAUCGCACGGUACAGUCGCAUGUGUUCCCAUUCAAUCAUAUGGCAUUCGAAAGACACGAACGAGCACGAAAUAAGAACACACAAAAAGAGCUUGUUCGUGUCCUUAAUAUAGAUGCGUCCGUUAUUUUUUUUUUUUUUUAGUACGCUGCUUUAUAUGAAUCGUGAAUGAACAAUAGGCCCGUAAGUAUACCUGUUAAGAAGAUUGAUAUGCCGGCCCUUCUGGCGCUAAUUAGUAUACUGCCUGUCUGAAAUGAAGUCUUAGUAGUUUUACUAAAUCUUCAGCAUCGUUAGAAGUAAAUUGCACUAGUCGACCAGAAGCUUUUUUUCAUUUUUUUUUUUUCAUGCAAGAUAAUUCCCGAAAAGGCGUCCGCCAUGUAGACACGAGAAUCGCGAAUAUCAAGGACGAAAGAGCGACGAAAAGGGCUAGUCGGUGGCUGUUCAUACUUUCAGUGAUUUCUUAUCCCCCAGCGCCGACAUCAAGGGCGCGUCCAUCCUCUAGCUCGCCGCGUAUUUCCUGCGUGACGUCACCCGCGCGGCGGCGUAGCCUCAGUUUUUUACGUCGAGCGGGUGACCGCUUGCUAGCAUAAUCCUGGCAGGAGCUAGUUCACUGGCGUCACACGUCGGCGCAAGUGCCUCGUGCCACGCCCACUUAACGGCCGCACUUGUAUAGCGUACACCCGCGCUAACAACGUCGUUACCGCGCGAACCGAACCAUCUGUAGUCUCCUUGCUCGACGGCGGGUGACGCAACGCCCGAUAUACGUCGCAAAUACGCCCCGUGUAGUUGCUGCUGCGCUGUUCCUUCGCGCCAAACAUUAACAGUACUACGGGUAUGCAGUGACGUCAUCGAGUUCGCCACAUUACAGUACAGCCAGCUCGGUGAAAAGCAGCACGUAAUCUAGAUCCGCUCAUCUUCAGUAGCAUAGUGGAAUCUGUGGACAGGGCUACAAAAUGGCGUAGGUGACGUCAUGCGAACAAUCCGUAGGCUCGCUGCACUGCACUUCGUUGGUAAGAUGGAACAACGUUUCGUUCUUUUCCUACAGCAUUUUUUUUUUCUUUAAACUUCUUUGAUAUAACGCCUCUUACUCCAGCGUUCGCGCGCGCUCUUUCCCCACCAGCAAAGAGCGUUUGAUAUAUGGCGCGUGUGAGUUCAGCUGCACGGAAAGGUGGGUCAAUUUCAAUUCGCUCGAGGAGCACAUUCUCCCCUACUGCAACCCGCGUCUACAUCACUGUAAAGUACAUUUUAUUUCUUUAAAGCAUGAUCGAGUGUCCACCGAGCUCUACACGACGGAUGCUUUGUUCGCCCCCUCCCCUCCCCCUUGCUCCUCCUCCAUCUGUCUAAACCCACCGUCCCAACCCCGUCCUCAGCCCUCGUUCCAUUGCAACCCUUGCAUUCCCCCCGAUCCUGGAGACCCUGCAAUCGAGCAUUCCAAACGCUUGUGAUUAUAUGGUUCGCGGGCAAUCUGUUAUUCUCUCCCUGCUCCGCAGCAGCUUGUUCUCUCGGGUGCUCCAUUACUUGAGCGUCAUCAACUUUAUCUUCUGAGCCACUCCCGCACUCCCUUUUUUCUCUAUCUCUUUUUUUCCGAACAUGUACUCACCCUUUACACUGAACGAAACGUGGCACAGCCCCAUCAAACAUACGACAAAUAACACCAGCAGGCUGCGUCUGCAUUCCAACGCGAGGCACGUCGGUAUACCCAUUACCGAGACGCUAUAGGAAUGAGGAAUUCCUCGCAAAUACGUGAUAUCCUUGAACGGGUAUCUACAAGAGUGACACUGCGGCCCAAGUUGGAAUUACAAGAGCACCGCAUUUGUCUAAAAAAAAAAAGAAAGAGAUGAAAGGAAAGCUUUUUCUCCAGAUAUAUUAAGUGUAAUUGAAACAAUCUGGCGACGACUGGCACCUUGGAUUUCUCUGACAGCUAUAGUGGGAUGUAUACUGACUACUAGCAGACGAUAUUGUUGAAAAAAAAAAAAAAUCCACACAUUCUUUUGCAUAAAAGAAGUCUUUCAUCUUAACAUCAAGCUUCCGUCGAUUAUGCACCCAUUCUUCUUUCUUUUUGCCACCGUAGUACACUUAAACGAUAGUAAUGAUGAAGUCUACUGAUAUCGCGGACGUGUGACCGUACAGUUGUUAAGGCACGUACCUGGACCGUCAUACAUUCGACAGACGCGCAUUCGGAUCACAUCAGGGUAUACAAAUGGAGCUGCCGCCAUGUAAAGAGGACAGGAGAAAAGAAAGGAAAAGAAAUUAACGAUAUUACGCUUCGUUACUUUUUACAUAUUCAGCCGUGAGACUAGCCCAUUCCUUAAUAAAGCGUUCCGACACGGUUCUAAGAAAUUUCAAUGGCUGAAUGUGCAAUGGCUGUAUAUUCAAUGUACAUUCAAAUGCACGGUAACGUCAGAUACGGGGCUGAAUUCACAGUUUUUUGUUCUGAGUGUUGCUUGCCAUUUGCUGCUCGCCUUCGCUAACAAUUGCCGCCAACAUAAUUUUUUUUUGCAUCUGUUGUUACUAAAAGUUCCUGUGUAAGAACUUCGUUAGUAAAUACGGACCCCAAGAUCUAGCUUACAGUCUCGCAUCGAAGAUGAAACAUGCAGGGUUGUUGCAGAAUGCACAAACUUGAGUUCUGGCCUGGCUUACAAGCAUGCGCUUCAUCCCAUGUGCUUCCUGUAAUGUGUGCACUGAUCUGAGCAUGUCCAACUGCAAUGUCCCCAGUAAGACCAUGACAGAAAAGUGGACACUAACUUAUAACUCACACACAGUGUUAUUAACUGCCCUAGUCACUCCAGACACCUUCUUCACACGUCUUAAUCGAACGUCUGCGCUUAAAGACGACGUCAAACAGCGUUAAAUAAACGACCGCCCCCCUCCAUUUUCUCGAUUCGUCUUCCAGCAUCACUUUGCGCUGAGACGGCACUUUCUCGCCUCAACCCUAACAUAUCUCUCACUUUGUGUACACAGCACACUCGGAAGACAACGUUAAGAUGGAAUAGCCUAUAUAAGGCUUCACCGCACUAUUGUGGACAAAUGGAACCUCAACAGAAUUACAUAAGCAAAAUCGCAAGGUUUUAAUUGCCGUAUAUAGCAGACACAUCAGUGGACUCAAUAUAUAUAGAUUCCAUAUGCCAUACUCCGUUCUUUGUAGUGCCGCGUAAAUGUUUUAGUGCCUAGUAAUAAAUAUGUAAAGGAAGUCUCACGGGAAAGCGGCCUGCAUCAAAAUGCCUUGAAAGGCUCGGCAAGUAUGUGCAGGCUUGUUUCCCAAGAGUCAGUGUGCCGAUGGGAGAGACAAAGAGGGAAGAGCUGUUGCCUUGAUGUGGCUAGCCGCAUGACGUCAUGCUCCCUCCCUCUAGUUUAUUCUAUACGUUAAAACGAACUGCACCAUUAGUCGAAUCAAAUUCUCGCAAUUUCAUUGGUCUUGGUCGCGUUUCAAUUGUUCACGAUAAUGCUGUGUUUGCACGUAUUAUACUAUAUACAAUUUUUUCGCGUACGUUUGUGCGCUGUUUUUGCCACGUCACGUGGUUCAUGUGGUUGUGCCCUUUAUUUCGGCCUUACUACACUCUCGACGCACUGUUGUGAGAAGUCAAUCAACUCGACCGGUGUCUUGCGUAUCUACGACUUUGGCAUUCAGCGCCCAGUAGCAAACAGUGCAUGGCGAAUGCGUAUAUGAGUCAAUUAACUCGAAAAAGAAUGUGUGUGUGUUUCAGAAGCGAAUGGUUCUCAUUGAUAUGUGUGUUACGAGCUUGAAACGACCUGUCUUGUAACCUUCUGUGUAAUCUCCCAGAUGCUUGCUAUCAUGGCAAAAGGCUGGUCAGUGCCAGAUCAGUAUACGUAGUAUAUAAAGUCGGGAGCAAAUGUCUAGAGACCACAGCUUCAGCAAGAACAUUAGAUUUCAGCCGUGCAACAUGGAAUUGUUUCAGUGCAUUGCGUUGGUCGAACAGGCAUGCAUAGGCUGUACCACUUGACUUAGGUCUGCACGCAUGUGGUCUGCAGACUUUUUCUCAUGACUGUACCUUAGAGCUUUAGACCGUUAGAUAACACCCCCAGUGCUGGUUGCCGCCUUUACCGCAAUCAACAAGAUGGCGCCUGGAUGCGUCAAAGACCGACGCUCACACAUGUGAAACCUCGAAUCCUCUGCAUCAACAAGGAACCCUCUGCAUCAACUUGCACUGUGGUCAAGCAUAUAUUUAAAUGCCGCUGUACCCCACUUUCGAAAGAGCGUCGUUAUGCCGCAUUUCACUAAAGUUCCCAAAGCCGUUGUUGGACAUAGCCACCCUCUAUACUAAACUCUUCUAAACCGUGAACAUGGUGUCUUAGAGCCGUUAUAGAGAAAUGUCAUAGACAAUUUAUCUGAGAAUUACGGUACAAGUUGAAUGUUGUUGCGCCAGAGAUACUCAAAUUACAUUACACUGUUUAUGAGCUCAGAAACCUUUUUUCUAUAGAGAAAUGCUUCAGGAGUGUGUACAACUUGGUAUACUUAUUGCAUGUUCGCUGUCACUUGUGUUUUUGGGGGGAUCGAUUCCCUCUCAUUGCGAAGACCUGACGCUAUACCUCCACUGAGACAACACCUGUAUGUCACUGCUGCAUCUGCUGAAUGUUCACGCCUUCUAUGUAUAGGGCUAGUACAGACUUUUGAGUGAACAGAAAGACCUGUUUAAGGCCAAUUGCAAUGAAAUUUCACUUUGGCUAUAUUUGUUAUAAGUUAGUAUAUAUACCACCAAAGCAAUCUUGGCAGAACCGCGGAGCUGCUAAUAGCAGUUUUCUUAUUAGUAGCCUUCAAACAGCACCUAAGCAGACUGGUGGCUGUUGCGAUCAAUGGACUAUGACAUAAGUCCCAGCUCACUACCUCCGAGAUUUUCUAGCGCGCACCUCCUGACCUCGGAGGUCAUGCUGAGGAGCUGCGUGCUCUAGGUCAUGUGUCACUCCUGGUGAGCAGCAACGGCCGUGUUUUUUUUUUUUUUACUUUUGGUAUCAAAAACAGCAAUUUUUGCAAGCUUUUCAUGAUACUUCCACUCGUAAACUGAGUAAGAGUGGUAGACUUCGCAUCGCUUCAAUUGUAGUUCAUUUGUUCGCACGCAAUUAACAUUCGUAAUCUGUGGUUGAUGUUAUGAUAGCUCGCAUUAGUUUCUUGGAAUGCGGAGGUGGUAAGAAUAAAAAUAAAUAUGAUUAUUUUCUACGAAAUAUGGCACUGCAAUUGGUCUUCUGAAGUAAAACUCUAGAUUUAACCAUUGUAUUCUGGGAUUCCAGGUAUCACAGCUGUCAAAUACAUUAUUUCUUCACAGUACCAUUGCUUCAAAUAAUUUGUUACAAUACAUGUAUAUAGUAAAGUAAGUUACAAAACAUUAAGAUCACUAUAGAAGAGUGGAGAGGAGGUGGACACAGCCACGGCUUUUUUUUUCUUACUAGAUUUUGAAAGGACGUUGUCACUCCUUAAUUCUAAACAAUAUAACUGCUUUCCUCUCGACAAUCAGUGCUGACACAGCUUCGUAAUAAUGUAUGCUAUUCUUUACGAUAAAAAUUCCAAACAGCAUGUUUCGGACUAACAAGGUUUGUUUAAAGAAGCAACUAAACAAGGGUCAUCUCUGCACUAGAGUAAUGAAGCAUCUGUAUUAUGAAAAAAUACAGUAAUAUAAAGAAAGGUAAAGAAGUUCGUUGACUGUCGAAAGCAGUUGAAGACAAUCUGAAUGUGGUAUCAGGACAAAAGCUCCAAGAAAGACAAUGUUUCACUCCAUUUUUCAAGCAGCUGUUGUAUUAUACAUCCUCCUAAUAUCACUUUUAACUAUCUGCACUCGUGGAUUUAACUGAGUACAGCCGACCCACAGUGAUGAAAUAUUUCGGUCUGUUUGAAAGGCAUCCCUAAAUUUCAAUUGGGACACCACAUUUCAAAUAUAAUACAUUGUGUAUUUUUGCGAUUUUUUAAAGCUUUUGUGUGAAAUAAAGGUUCUGGAGCUCAACACAGCACAAAAUAUAUUGGCAAGCCUCGAAGCGGCAUAAAUAAUUUACUGUACUUUUUCUACAAACCAGAGCACGGAACUGGUCAAGCUGUUAAAUCAGCUUUUUUUUAUCGAUGGAAAUAAAAUUAUUAUUCUUAUUAUUACUUUUGGUUUCGUUUCCAAGGGGCUGUAUGUCAUGAGGCAGAAGGCGGUCACGUCGCAGGAGAACAUCGUGAUGUUUUGGCACUCGCUCAGUCACGUGACGUGACAUGGCCCGAUGAAGCAGCACAACAGCAUAAUUAGAUUGAAACACAUUUUACUUUGAUGGUCAGAUUGAUUCCUUGAGAUUGCUAGAAGCACCUUUGGAACACCAUUAUCUGGCCACCUAAUAAUUAUGUCUUGAACCGCAUAUUAGACUACUUGUGAUAAUCCCGAUGAAAAUCCGUACACAUCCGAAGUUUUAAUUAAUGUGCGUUGACUGUAAGUACUAGACGCCAUUAUCUCUUGCACAGUGCAGGUAGAUUCUUGUUGUGACAGCAGUGUUCACAUGGUAUGCUUGUUGCUUGUUAUGAAAAUGACGUUGCACUUUAAUAGCUCGAGAUUCUGUUUGUGACGUCUUGUCUUUCUGAUCUGUGAUAGUGCCAAAAGAUUAUUAUAUUGUACAAAAGCUAGGAAAAAAAAAAGACAGGCCGAGCGUGCAAGUCAGAUGCUCAGCCACAACAACAACGAUCUUUGUGAGGUGUGUCUGCUUUAGCCCGAUGUUGUUUCUAACUACUACUACUAUUACGUAGAUCAGCAGCAAGCACGUUUUCUUGUUUUUUCCCCCCAGUUUUCAGUGAGGUCUUGUGGACUACAUCGAUUCCAAGAUGAAUCAAAGUAUUUUUAACUCCACUGUAUGCAUUAACUGCAGUUUGUGCUCACUUCGUGAAUUGGUUUGUCUUGCACAGACACGGAACGUAUAUGUAGACAGCAUGACAAGAUCUUGUGAAAUAAACAUGUUUUCAGACACGA